Monoraphidium neglectum is the source of this 243-nucleotide messenger RNA. RefSeq lists its product as hypothetical. Gene Ontology annotation, cellular component: plant-type vacuole membrane. The coding region runs from base 1 to 243 and encodes 80 amino acids. Gene Ontology annotation, biological process: intracellular calcium ion homeostasis; calcium ion transmembrane transport. NCBI's taxonomy places the organism in Eukaryota, Viridiplantae, Chlorophyta, Chlorophyceae, Sphaeropleales, Selenastraceae. The transcript has a single exon. The record is from RefSeq and is a predicted model, not a curated record. Gene Ontology annotation, molecular function: calcium:proton antiporter activity.
AUGGGCGUCGCCAUCGGGUCGUCCAUCCAGAUCGCGAUCUUCGCGAUCCCCUUUGCAGUCAUCACCGGAUGGGUCGUCGGCCGCCCCUUCUCCCUCGACUUUGACCCCUUUGCCGUGCUCGCGCUGGUGGUGGCGGUGCUGCACGCGAAUUUCGUGACCGCGGGCGCGAGCAGCCACUGGCUCAUGGGGGUGGAGCUGAUAGCCACUUAUGUGCUGAUCGCGACGGCGCUCGUGUUCCGGUGA